Molecule: messenger RNA, 1836 nt
Organism: Pyricularia grisea
Lineage: Eukaryota; Fungi; Ascomycota; Sordariomycetes; Magnaporthales; Pyriculariaceae
Exons: 2
Coding region: 1-1836 (611 amino acids)
Biological process (GO): mitotic DNA damage checkpoint signaling; protein phosphorylation
Cellular component (GO): nucleus; cytoplasm
Molecular function (GO): protein serine/threonine kinase activity; ATP binding
Source: RefSeq, a predicted model, not a curated record
AUGUCAUCAGCCAUUGGGAGCACGACCAACCCUGUCAGCACGGCUGAAAUUGAACGGUACAUGAAGCAGGAUCAGGAUCAGCCAGACGUCACUCACGAUGCCCCUCUGGCUACCACGCCAGCCCAACAACUUCCUCAAAACAGCAAGGCAUUAACCCAAGAGCGAGCUCUGAUAAGGCAUGUGCAAACUCAAAGUACCGACAGGAAUCUAACUGACCCAAGUUUCAGGUCUCCUGCCGAGCUCUCAACUGAAAUGCUCACAGCUGCGCUCGAACGUGCAACACUGGACUCACUGCCAAAUGCACGACUAGUGCUGGCCUCGACCGGGCCGCUCAAGAGUUCGCACAGUAUUCCUCUAAAAUCCAGUAUAGGGGCCUGGGGUAUGGUCGGUAUUGUGCAACGCACGCAAGAUGUCAACUUCACUAUCUGCCUUCCAUUUUACGACCCUCCGAGUGACAAUACGUCUCGGAUGAUACCCAACCAACUCGUUUGCAAGAUAUAUUAUGAUCCCGGCCGGGAGUCGUGUUUGUUUCUCAAUGCGUCUAUAUUUGAAAUCACUCUGACUUACCUGGGGCCGAAAACGACUGAGAAAGUUGUAUCUACUGGCAAACAACUUGAAGUUUGGCCCGGGCUAUGGAGGAUUACGUACACAUCGGAAAAGUUCGGGACUCUUCAGCACCUCGUCGAUUUCUUGAUUUUGCGCAAAAAAUUCAAGAUUUUCACGCAACGCCCUCAGCAGGCCGCAUCCGAGUUUCCGCUGAAACAUAAAAUCGAGGAUUCUCAACAUACGGCUUCCAAACGACGCAAGGGCGAUGACAAUAUCUUGGAGACUAUAGUCGCCCCAGCCACGAAACCUUUGUCUUCAACCGUUGCAAAUCAAGCGGCAGAACACGGACCCGAGACUCGGCAACUCCAGCUUGUUCAAUGCAAGGGGACACCGUUCCUCCCUCUGGAAAACGGUGAUGUGGCAAUUGUACGCAGCACCUUGCAAAAUCCAGAGGAAGGUGAACAUCAUUCUCCCGACCCAGCCAACUAUGAGCUUACCCGAAUAAAGCUACUAGGCAAAACCACGGCUACAGUAGUCUUUGCUGGCCGCCACUCGGGUUUGGAAAAAGACAUAGCGGUGAAGGUGAUGAGAUACAAAGGCGAAAGCCGGGGCCAGCUAGUACGCAGUGCAGAUAGUUGGGAGAGAGAAAAGAAAAUCUUGGAGCCUCUCGACCACCCUAACAUUAUGUCACUCAUAGAGUUCGAUGGCCGUCUCCUCGCCCUUUACGUUGAGCUACUUCCUCGUUCCCUCCGCGAUGUACGGCCUAGACUUGAGCAUGCUAGCGAGAUCCUUCACAACAUGGCAUCUGCCCUUGACUACCUUGGCAAAAUGGGCAUCGCCCACAACGACAUAAAGCCAGGAAACAUUGCAUUCUCACCAGCGCGUGGCGCAGUCCUAAUUGACUUUGGCAUGGCGACCACAUUAGGGCAUCACAGAGCUGGGGGGACGCCCAAGUAUAUGGCGCCCGAGUAUUGGACCUCGAGCUCAUCGAGCUCUGCCGGUGAAGUGUGGGCUCUUGGAAAGACGAUGCUUUACGUGCUUGGGAAGGUCGUUGUCCCUGAAGAAUUUGGCAAGAAUGUUGACAUAGUGAAGUUUGAGAAGGGAGAUCCAGACGAGCGACUGGCAUUGAACACAUGGUUAAAAAUUGUUGGCGGAUUGAGAGAUAAGCUCUCGAAAGAUUUGAUUGAAGGGGUUGUUCACAGAAUGCUGGAGACCGAUGUCAAGCUAAGGAUCCCAACAGCCAAAAUCUUGGGAUUUUUAGGCCAGAUCAAGCAACUUAGGUCUGACUAG